AACAACAUCAAGAAUCAAGUUGCAAAAAGCAAAAUACAAGUGGAUGGAGUAGAGGAAUGAAGAAAGAAGAUUGUAGAAAGUAUCAAAGACAUUUUGUUAUGCGUAGAUUGUGUGUCAUGUUAAGGUGUAAGAUUAUUGAUAUUUGAUUAAUUGAUGCAAAAUAUUGAUGUUUAGUAUUUGGUUAUUUCAAAGUAUUGUAAAAACGUCUUUUCUUAUGCAGCAAUUGUAUUUUACUUUAUGAUUGCUACAAACCAAAGACAAUAACCUAUACAUAUUAUCCUGAAAAGUGUUGAAUAGUUUAAUUUCAGGAUGGAUGAUAGUGUAUUAACUACUCUUAAAAUUUUAAUCAUUGGCGAGAGUGGUGUUGGAAAGUCUAGUCUUUUAAUGCGGUUUGUGGACAAUGAAUUCAAUGCUGAUCAAGCAAUUACGAUUGGAGUUGACUUCAAAUGUAAAAAAAUUGCCUUGAAUGGGAAUACCAUUAAGUUGGCCAUCUGGGACACAGCUGGUCAAGAACGGUUCCGAACGUUAACACCCAGUUACUACCGGGAUGCACAGGGAGCUAUCCUGGUUUAUGAUGUUACUAAGAAAGAAACUUUCACCAAGCUAGAAACGUGGCUUAAUGAACUCGAAACUUAUUCAACAAAAAGCAAUAUAGUUAAAAUGGUUGUAGGAAAUAAAAUUGAUAUGGAUAAUAGGGAAGUGUCACGUGAUGAUGGAAUGAAAUUUGCCAGAAGACAUGCCACUUUAUUCAUUGAGUCAAGUGCUAAAACUACUGAUGGUGUUCAAUGUGCCUUCGAGGAACUCGUUCAAAAGAUAAUACAAACUCCCGGAUUAUGGGAAACACAAGAGGAGACCAGUAAGAGAGCAGCCUUUCGGGCGUCAUCAGACAAUGACCCACAGCAAUCUUCUUAUUGCUAUUGCAAUUAUUUUUAGAUAUUAGAAUUUUGUAAAAAUAUUGGCGGCGCGGGGUUUUUGUUAUGCUAAUAUGCAAUUUGUAAUUUUAUGUAUAAUACUUUCUAUUCCACUCAGAAUGUUCUAUUUAUUUCUUUUAGUCAUUUACACGCAACAAGAUGUAUGCAAUUACUUAGCUUACCAGAUUUUCUUCUUUUAUUAGUGAUAUUAUUAUUAUUAUUACAUCAAUAAAUAUUUCCCUUGGAAAUAUUACAUCAAAGUAAAGGUUUGUAUUAUUUUAGAAUAUUUUUUGUUAGGUGCAAUCGUAUGAGAAUAAUAAGUUUUGAUUUUUCUUUCGAAAUGAGAAAACUUAAUUAUAGACUCAUGCUUCCAAUGAAAACAAUUACUAUGUUCUUUUGAAUUUCUACGCAUCACAUUCAAGCUUUAGUAUUUAAUUAUUUUUAUAAUAAGAAAUAUUUAUUGAUCAAAUAAUUAAACAAUUUUUAAAAUAUA
Nilaparvata lugens (brown planthopper) is the source of this 1404-nucleotide messenger RNA. RefSeq names its product ras-related protein Rab-18-B. Lineage: Eukaryota; Metazoa; Arthropoda; Insecta; Hemiptera; Delphacidae. Gene Ontology annotation, molecular function: GTP binding; GTPase activity. The transcript is spliced from 5 exons. Bases 310 to 933 code for a protein of 207 amino acids. The record is from RefSeq and is a predicted model, not a curated record.